AUGGGAAUCAAAUUUGACGCCCAAGGCAAUUUCCUGAUCGGCUGGGAUCAGGGUCAAUCCAAGAAUGAUUCCAACUUGUGGCUUGCCAGUGGAAGGGCUAGCCCGUCCAAUUUUGUAGAGAGGUCCAUCGAUCUUGGACCAGGAGAAGGCUUUGGUGAUGACGUUGACCACUCCACCUACUGGUUAAGCCGAGGGCGAGGUCUCACGAGUUCAAUAAUCAAAGUUACUGCCAGAGAUCAGCGACAUAGUGCAGAGGUAAUGGAAGGCACCCUCUCACCUUUCACUUGUCCUACUUUGACUCUGGGCCAUUAUGUUUUCUCUGUGGCAUCAAAAGAGCCCCCCUCCGAUGCAGAAACCCCCGACGAAGCCGCGCUCGGGAGCCAGCUGUUGACGGAGUUGGACCAAGCUACAAAUAAUUCAGCAUGUGCUUCAUGA
Kwoniella mangroviensis CBS 8507 is the source of this 435-nucleotide messenger RNA. RefSeq lists its product as uncharacterized. Lineage: Eukaryota; Fungi; Basidiomycota; Tremellomycetes; Tremellales; Cryptococcaceae. The coding region runs from base 1 to 435 and encodes 144 amino acids. The transcript has a single exon. The record is from RefSeq and is a predicted model, not a curated record.